This is a messenger RNA of Priapulus caudatus, 5505 nucleotides long. RefSeq names its product coiled-coil domain-containing protein AGAP005037-like. The record is from RefSeq and is a predicted model, not a curated record. The transcript has 23 exons. The coding region runs from base 480 to 3872 and encodes 1130 amino acids. Gene Ontology annotation, cellular component: cytoplasm. NCBI's taxonomy places the organism in Eukaryota, Metazoa, Priapulida, Priapulimorpha, Priapulimorphida, Priapulidae.
CCUCGAGUGAUUCUAUUUAAUUUCGCAAAAAUCAAUAACAAUCGAGUCCUCAGCCUCUCGCAUGCAUCCCAUGCUGCCUUGCGGAUGAAACUGCUGAGUCUCACAUGUGUUAUGCAGUGUGCGUGUGUACGAGUGCUGUAUGUAAUAAACUAGCAUCUGCUAAAUAUAGAUUUAAAAUCGUUGCCUCUGCCGCCGACUGACUGCAUUUGCUAUCAUCAUCCAUCUCUGCCUGUCCGCUUCUUCUCUCGGAUAUACGCUUCUGUGUUCCUGCAGGCUGGAUCAUCCCGGCUAAGGUUCGACGUACUGAAGGCCCGACUGGUGCGCUUCCUGUCACAGACUCAGCGGAUGCUAACAGCAAGCAUGCAAACCACGUAACACCCCUAAGUGGUGAGGUAGUACAACGGGAUCCGACACGGCGCCAACCCGCGUCUGAAGAUGAGGUAAAUGAUAUCAUCGCUACGGCGACAGAAGCUUCUGAAAUGGACCACAACGCAGGUGCAAAGGCUGCGAUUGAUUUUCCAAAGGCAUGGCCAACCAAUCCUGUAAACUCCACGCAUAAACCAAAAAAUAACCCAGGAUCUAAUUCAACUGAGAAGCCAAAGGAUAAGGCAGAGGAGGAGAGAGAGGCAUUCUUCGAGAAUCUACAAAGAAAAUACAAUUAUGCUAGCUUCAUGGAUUCAAAAUCUGCCGAUAGCAGUCCGACUAGCCUGGGUAGCAAAUCUAAAAAACAGGAACGACCAACAACGCUUCCCACGAAGAAGAGUCCUCUUGGAGACGAUGAUCCUGGUAUGAUGUCGGAGGCUGAGACCAGCGCCACUGGCUUCCGCCGGGGAGCCAAGGCCAGAUCCUCUCUCCCUAUUGUCCGUAGCCCUUCCAAGACGCUGGAGAGACCACUCGGUGUUGUCUUUUUGCAAUUUAAAAAUGAAACAAAGCGGGCACUUUUACCCAACGAGAUCACGUCAGUGGACACCGUCCGAGCGCUAUUUGUGCGUGCGUGGCCAAAGAAACUGACGAUGGAGUAUCUGGAGGACCCCAACCGUUGCAUAUACAUCCACGACUUCAACACAAAAGACGUUUUCUAUGAGUUGGAUGACAUUAGUGUGGACUCAGGAAAACUUCGUGAUAUCAAAGACAGGUGCCUGCUUCGUAUUCAUGAUCGUGGCUCAGGAGACAUUGAGGAACCUUUGCAACCGCCCGAUGACCUGAACUACUUCUCUGAGCCAGAGUUUGACAGUAAUUACCAGUCACAGCAUGUGCACAAGACGUCAGUUGCUCGAUCGCAACCUUAUACUGUGCGAGCACCAGUUCCACAGCCUCCAACAUCUGUUAGCCAAUCUUCAGGUUUUUAUGGUCAGCUUCAGCCCCGAGGGGCACAAGCACCAGCACCUCCUAAACCAGCGAGAGCACAACAAAUGCCUCGUACCACUCCACAAGGAAUCCUGCCUCCUCCAGUCACUACUCAGCCACAGCCAGUCACGCAGCAGUACCCAACUGCUGCUUCACUACCACGAGGCACGGCUCCUUCUCAGACUACGGCAGUUUGGUUUGAGUCGCAUGGGUUGCAACGUCCCCCAGCCCCACAGGGUUACAUAUCUCCCCAGCGCUCUGGGUCACGCUCUGGCAGUGUCACCCCAAGAAUAGUUGAUGAAGAAGCAAGGUUCAGGGUUGAAAGCAUGGAGAAGAAACUAGCUGACCUUACUGGCCUUGUGCACACGGCACUUACCAAGGGCUCGCUGAGCCCACUAGAGGCUCCCGGCUCAGAAGUAUAUUCAAUGGAGAUUGUUAAAGAGAAAUCUAAAUCUCUGCCCCCUGGUGCCAAACUUGAUGUUAACACUGCUCAGCAAACCACAGACAUUGCACCAAAGCCUGUCCCACUCAAUAAAGAUGCCAUAAGCAAAAAUGAAGACCAGCAGUCAAUUGCUAAAGACAAAAAAUCUGAAAAGCAAGGUGCAACCAAAGACAAACCUAAACCCAAACUACCUGAAAAACCUGCUAGCUUAGCCAAAGCCGUACCGGCGGGUCAGAAAGAUACUAAGUCAUCUCGGGAUACCCAGACAACGCCUACAAAAGAAGAAUCAUCGAAACGAAAAGCAGUGAGUGGAAGUGGCUAUGCGACGCCCCAGGGUCAACAUGUACAGUACCCUUUCUCCCGAGAGUCGCUGCGUAACCUGCAUCUACGUACCCAGGAGUUGAAGCUCGAGGUUAAGACCUUGCGUCGCAUGACCCAGGCGCAGGCAAUGAACAUGAAGGAGAGCAUACGAGAAGUCUCUGACAAGAUAAAGAAUAUGUUGACGGUCCUGCCACUGAAUCCUGACAUACCGCUUCGGGGUGACAGAAAGAAGAUUCAACAAGACCAGGAGAGCUACCGACAGGAUGUCGACAUGUUGGAGAAAGUGCUAAGAGACCUAGAGGGCGCUGUGGAGGAGCUGAGGAGUGACGUCAUCAACCGUCGCUGUCGCGUCAACAUGCAGGAUGUUGAGUCGAUGGCGGUGGCUCUGAGUCACUCCAGUCGAGCCAUAGCCGACCUCAAGGUGCGCUUCCCAAACCUGCAGGACCAACUGAAGACUAUCAUGGACGCCGAGAUGGAGGUGGUCGUGCGAGAAGAAAAGUUUUUGAAGGAAGAACCAGAUCGAUUGGACAAUGCCCUGAAGCGAUGCAAGCGUCUCACGGGCACGCUCUUCACGCUGAAACGGUUAGCGUCUGUGCAAGAGCAGCGAGCAGCUACCACUAGCUCCUCUGCAGAAGCUGCAAAGCCUGAUUAUAGGGCAUCUAAUGCACAGGGAGACAAGUUCGAGAGGAACUUGGAACUUGCACAGAAGGCCCUGCGCGACACUCAGUACAUGGCCGAUACAGAACACCGGCUUGAUCGCGCCAUCUCUAGCCUAUACGAGCGUACAGGCUCGUCUCCAUCCGACUACUCGCCUAGCUUUGAUCCGACGCGCUCCAAAACGCCGCCGAGAGCAGGCACGUCGUCCGAUAAAGAUGACCACUACUCGACGGUCAAGCGCAACCUGAUGUCGCCGAGGAAGGACGCCGACACCAUCGCGAAGGUGCUUGUGUCGGACGGCUCGCAGAAGUUCGUUGCCGCGACGACGUCUCAGGGAAAGGACGCCGGCGCCGCCGCCGCCUCGCAGAAGCCACCGUCGUCGCUGUCGUCGUCGCCCGGCUCCUCCUUCAGCGACGCGCUCGUUCCCAACGACAAGCGCAAGCAGCCUCCGCCGCCGCCGCCGCGCCGCAGCCGCAGCCUCACGUCGCCACUGCUGUCGCCGACGGGCAUGCUGAGUCCCAUCAAGGAAAUGUCGCCUGUGAGCGGGCCACCGGGCGGCUUCGGCGCGUUGCUCGACCCGAGCAUGUCGCCGACCAUCGACAAGUCGAACAUCUCGAAGCACGGCCGCAGUCAGUCGGAGCCCGAGGACUUUGACUACACGCCGGGGCGCGCGGCGGCGGCGGGCGGCCGCGCGCACGAGGUGAUCCGCAUCAACGCGAUCACGGACGACCUGUACACGCGCGCGCCUGUCUCGAGCAACAGCUCCAGCUCUGAGAGCAUCAACUCGCAGGAGGGCACGCCGAGCAAGGAUGCGGCGCACGCGUUGUCAUCGUCGCGCACGUCGCGUCAGGAGAUGCUCGCGCGUAAGCACGAGGAGCUCAUCAUGAAGCAGCAGGCGCUGCAGGAGCAGUACUCGCGGCUGCAGAAGGAACUGCAGAAGGGCACGGCUCUGACGCCGACGCACAAGGUGAACGGCGACGCGCGCGCGCAGUCGCCGAAACCGAAGACGCCGUCGGCAGGGCCGGCCGACGACGCGGCGGCGGUGGCGACGGCGACGACGCAGAAGCGAACUGAGAUGAAAAUCUACGAGACAGACAUCUUGUGAGGCGCGAAAUGUGCGAGCGUGCUGCGUCUGUGAGUGCUACCGACGUGUCGAUGACGAUAGCUGGGUAGACGUCGACGACGUGACGGCAAGCUUUUUUUACAUCGAGCGGCGCUGCCGCCGAUUCUCGAGUCGGAGUCGCGGUAUCCGCAACUUUGGCUCGGCGUAAAUACUGGUCAUUAAAAACGUGCAAGCCCUAGUUCACACGAUUACUUCAAACUUUUCCAAUUUUUGCUGGGAGACAGACGAUCAUAUAUUGAUAAAUGUUUGAGGGCAGUCUGAGAUCAAUGUAGUUACUGUCUGGCAUGUAGUCAGUUAAUCCGCAUACAACUCUGCAUUCUGGUCUGGUGACAUUCUUGGGACUAUAAGUGAAUGAUAAGCACAAGAUGUUGGCGUUGGCAUGUGUGUGGAUAGAUUAUGUAUACUGUACAGCCGUUUACCUUUUUGGAAACCAGAAUCAUUUUGUAUUAACUCGCUGUGUUUUGAAACUUAGAUUACUUGCAUGCCCAGAAGACUAACCCAUCUCAUAUAGUACAUAUCAGCAUAAGCAUCGUUCAAUAUAUUCUGCUGGAGCUUCGUGUUUCAGAUUUUAAUAGUGCAUCAUGCAUGUAGUCGCAUUAUUUCCCUACAGUUUACCCGUUUAUGUUUGUGUAUUUACAACCACCUUAACGCUUAUAGAAGCACUGUAGGGCUAAUGUUUAGCCACACCGUGGCGUGAUGAUCUUUCAUGUUCGCCAUGCAACAGGGAGUGCAUUAAGACUAUUCAGCGCGGGAAGCAAAAGAAGCGGUUAUUGCGCAAAUGUUUCUAGGCAGUGCUGUUACAGUACGCCAUGCUCCGUGGUAAAACAUGCUUGCAAUGUUCGUGUUCUAAAUAUAGAGCUAGCUUAGGGCCUUCGUCGUCACGUUGGUUGGCCUCCAAUGACGACCUCUAACUCUUGUGACGCUGUGGCAGGUUUUCAGUCCCUGUCAUUUACUUUCAACGUUUCCAUCGACAUCGACUGUGAACUUAUUCAUAUGUACUGUCCAUUUGCAGUUUGGUUGUGGAAACAAUUUCGAAUGUUGAUACCGUGUAAGAUGGAAGUGCGGUCUAUGCUUGUAAUGUAGGUUGUUGAGGUAUAUGUAAAUCGAGACAUGAUUUCAGAUUAUGGUUUUCUAAAUAAUUAUUUAUAUUGCAUAGGCUAAAAAACAAUAGCGUGUAGCGAUUGUGUUUGUUUGUAUGUUUGUUUGUUUGUUUGUAAGUAGCCUGUGAUAAUAACAAGCAACAAUUUCCACGUUCACUAGGAAGUGUUAGAGCUCAGUAUUACUGAGUGCCGUUAGCUCCCCGAAUUCAUCUGAUCAUCUGAUCGGUCAGGACGGUUGUAUUCAGAAUGUCAGCAUUUCGCUCAUUUAACCAGCUACCAUUAGUUCUUAGUUUGUGAUGUUGCUUUGGCUGGAAGCCUCUUAUUUGCGAAUGGAUAAAGAGAAAUGGGUGUAAAAAGACUGGUUGUGUUGAAGUUGUACCGCACCAAAUAAUUGUGAAUAAUCAGUUAUAAAUCGGUUUUUAACGGCAUCUUAUGCACUCACUCCGUGGCAUGUCUUGUACGUUAGCUAGUCCUUUUUAAAUUAUUGUUUAAAUUAAAAGUAAAUGAAAAGUUAA